Molecule: messenger RNA, 1362 nt
Organism: Pedinophyceae sp. YPF-701
Lineage: Eukaryota; Viridiplantae; Chlorophyta; Pedinophyceae
Source: the annotation of a GenBank genome assembly
AUGGCCGCUCAGGCGGGCUCGGCCGACCCGACGGUCGAGGACACCAUCCGGGAAUUCUGCGCCCAGCUGCGUCGUCGGGAGGUGCAAGGGGCUCUGUACACCGCGAAGAAGACGGUUGAGAUCCUGCGGCUGCUCAUAACCAAGUCCCGCUUCCCGGAGCCGUGGUCGAUGCUGGAGGAGGUGGCGGCGGUGGGCCGCAAGAUCCAGGCGGCGAAGCCCAUGGAGCUGUCCAUCGGCAAUGCAGUGCGGCGGGUGAUGCACGUGAUUCGCGAGGAGGCGGAGUCCUGGCUCGAUGAGAAGCGUACGGGGUCGGCCACAGAUCCCUUAGGACGCGACUCCGCGGUGGAGCCGAUCCCGAUGCGCGAUCCGUCGGGGCACGGCGAGCUCGUCGACGACCAAAGUGUUGCGUCGUCAGAGGCCGCGGCGCGGCGCGUGCUGCCCGCGCUGCGCGGCACGUACAACCGCAACGUGUCGCUCGCGUCGCUGAUCGACCACCCCCCGAGCGGCCUCAUCCGCCGCGGCGUCAGCCCCGCCAGCACCCUCCACCGCCGCGACGUCCAGGACAGCCUCUUCGAUGACGCCGGCGACGAGGCGGCCGCGCAGCCGGCCCCCGGGCCGCGCGGCGGGGCAGCACGCGGGCGCGCGCCGCACUGGGAGCGGCGGAAGCUGGUGAUUGACGGCGUGAACGAGCUGCUGGACGAGAUGGACCAGAUCCUGCAGCAGAUCGCGGACCAGGCGGCGGACUACAUCCACGCGCGGGAGGUCGUGCUGUGCGUGGGGUACUCGGAGACGGUCGACCUGUUCCUGCGCGAGGCCGCGCGGAAGCGCACGUUCCAGGUGGUGGUGGCGGAGGGCGCGCCGGGGUGCCAGGGGCUGCGCAUGGCGCAGUCGCUGCUCAAGGCCGGCGUGCAGACGACGGUCAUUCCGGACAGCGCCAUCUUCGCGAUGAUGGCGCGCGUCUCCAAGGUCCUCGUCGGGUGUCAGGCGCUGCUCGCCAACGGCGGCGUCAUCUCCCCCGUCGGGAUGCACACCGUAGCGCAGGCGGCCAAGCGCCACGCGGUGCCGUUCGUGGUGCUCGUCGGGCUGCACAAGCUCUCGCCCACGUUCCCGCACGACCCCGACCUGGUGUUCAACGACUUCCGGCGGCCCCAAGAGCUGCUGUCGAUGGACGACGUGGCCGCGCCCUCCGCCAACGGGCACGGCAGCACGCCGCUGCAGGUGGUGAACCCCACGUUCGACUACGUGCCGCCGCCGCUGGUGAGCCUGUUCGUGACCGACACGGGCGGGCAGAACCCGUUCUACGUGUACCGGCUGCUGUCGGAGUACUACUCGAAGGAGGACUACGUGCUCGAGGGGCACUGA